GGCACGAAUACAGCCCUCAGGGACGUGGGAGGCCGAAGGCCGUGGCUGUGGAAGCCCCUCAGGUUAUCCUUGUGGCCUUGCUUACAUAGUUUCUUUACCCACUCGAUGUGCACAACAGAAUUUUCCAUGGCUCACCCUCUGCGGUGGUGGGAGUACAUUCCAGAAAGAGACACACCAGAGAACUGUGGCGAAGGAGAGGAAUUCAAACUUACAGGGAGAGUUUGGGGAAGGGGGGCGGAUACGAGGCCGACCAGCUUCCCUGCAAAGGCCCCCGGGGCGGAACAGCAGAAGGGGGAGCGCUUCCGAAGGACCCCGCCGCCGCCAUCCCGCCCCUCGCUCCCCUUCCCGCCUCCCGGGAGGGCCCGCUCCGCCUGCCUGAGUCACGGCUGGAGCUGGGGAGGAGCCGGGGAAAGGAGGCCCCAGCCCAGAGUGCAGCCCGCGGCCAAAGGGAGAGCAGGCAGGACGGUCGGGGAUCAUGGGGGAGAGCGCGCUGGAGCCGGGGCCUGUGUCCGCAGCAACGGCGGGGGGCCCGGUGCACGCCGUGACGGUGGUGACGCUGCUGGAGAAGCUGGCCACCAUGCUGGAGGCGCUGCGGGAGCGGCAGGGGGGCCUGGCUCGGAGGCAGGGCGGCCUAGCGGGCUCUGUGCGCCGCAUCCAGAGCGGCCUGGGCGCGCUGAGCCGCAGCCACGACACCACGAGCAACACACUGGCGCAGCUGCUGGCCAAGGCGGAGCGCGUGGGCUCGCACGCGGAUGCCGCGCAGGAGCGCGCGGUGCGCCGCGCGGCCCAGGUGCAGCGGCUGGAGGCCAACCACGGGCUGCUGGUGGCGCGCGGGAAGCUCCACGUCCUGCUCUUCAAGGAGGAGGCCGAAAUCCCAGCCAGCGCCUUCCAGAAGGCGCCAGAGCCCUUAGGCCCAGCUGACCAGUCCGAGCCCGGCCCAGAGCAGCCCGAGGGUGAAGUUGAGGAGAGCUCGGACGAGGAGCCCGUGGAGUCCAGGGCCCGGCGGCUGCGGCGCACCGGGCUGCAGAAGGUACAGAGCCUGCGAAGAGCCCUGUCCGGCCGGAAAGGCCCUGCAGCACCAACGCCCACGCCGGUCAAGCCACCUCGCCUUGGGCCUGGCCGGAGCGCUGAUGGCCAGCCGGACGCCCGGCCCAAGCUGGAGCCCAAGCUGGAGUCAGAACCUCCACAGGACACCGAGGAAGAUCCCGGGAGACCUGGGGCAGCGGAAGCCGCAGUGCUUCAAAUAGAGAGCGCAGCCUAAUGGCCGGUGCCUCUCCGGUGCCUAUGCCCAGUCCCAAAAUAAAUCUCCCUUUCAGAAUGCAGCCUUCACACCCAAAUAAGGAGUGAAUCCUGCAUCCACAGCCCCGCUCUGACUUGCCUCUCCCAGUUCCUUCAGGCUAGACUGUGUCCUCUGAGAGAGGAGCAGCCACUCUAACCUGCUUGCCCUCACUGUCAAUAAAAGUAAUGUCACCUAA
Lontra canadensis (Northern American river otter) is the source of this 1475-nucleotide messenger RNA. RefSeq names its product caveolae associated protein 3 (gene CAVIN3). The record is from RefSeq and is a predicted model, not a curated record. The coding region runs from base 476 to 1261 and encodes 261 amino acids. Gene Ontology annotation, molecular function: protein kinase C binding. Gene Ontology annotation, cellular component: cytoplasm; caveola. The transcript is spliced from 2 exons. NCBI's taxonomy places the organism in Eukaryota, Metazoa, Chordata, Mammalia, Carnivora, Mustelidae.